CUCGGCGGAUGGCUGCAGCCCAGAAGCGCUCACUUGAGGAAACCUCAGCGUUUUAUACCAAGACAUUGGAACUUCUUUGUUUUUUAUGAGUGGACAGACCUUUCGAAGGACUUCACUAGUAGGCCAGAAUGCACGAGCGCAGUCGGUGUGAAGGUGGUUUUCGCGUACACGUGUGGCAGGUCUAAAUUUGACAAGCUGCAGAAGCUCCUGGGCUUUUCCAUCAGAGGCUGUGGAAGCGGGGCUGGGGUGGGUGCGAGGGUGACCUGGAUUGAAUAGAAGCAUUCAGCAGAGCUGUGGCCAUGCGGUUUUCUACAACUCCUGGACGUACUGGGUCAAAAGGACAUGCCCUGGCACCAGCAACCUCUUGAGGAUGCUUAUGGCAACUCUGUUCUGCUCCAUUGGUAGCCAAAGCAAAGGGAUUGCCAUGUCCCUCAGUGCAACCUCGGGGUGAAUUUUUUUUGACUGAGCAUUAAUGAUCAAUGAUGCUUGUCAUUCUGACACCUGAUUGAACGGCACAACUCCGACGAUGCUACGGUUCAAGGCUCUUUGCUUAGACUAUUGGCAGUUUCUGUGCCUUCAGCCGUCUAACGGCUUCUUUAAAAGUGUGGAGGGGGAAGUUCAGAGCAGUGAGCCAACCCCUUCUCUGGACCAUGGGACGGGCUAUGGCCCCCUGACCCACAGUUCCUCCAUCAGCCCCGACACAUUCGACCCCUCGGGGUACGGCCAGACCGCCCAGCCCGGCCCGCAGCGCCCACGGAGGCCCAAACUCCAGCACUCGCAGUCCAUCCUCCGCAAACAAGCUGAAGAAGAGGCCAUCAAACGCUCACGCUCGCUGUCUGAGAGCUAUGAGCUCUCCACUGAUCUGCAGGACAAGCAGGUGGAGAUGCUAGAGAGGAAAUAUGGCGGGCGUUUCAUCAGCCGCCAUGCCGCUCGCACCAUUCAGACGGCAUUCCGCCAGUACCAAAUGAACAAGAACUUUGAGCGUCUCAGGAGUUCCAUGUCAGAGAACCGCAUGUCACGGAGGAUUGUUCUGUCCAACAUGAGGAUGCAGUUUUCCUUUGAGGGACCUGAGAAAGUCCACAGUUCAUUUUUCGAGGGCAAGCAGGUGUCUCUGACUGAUGAGGGCGGUCAGAUGGGACCCAUGGUGCAGACCGAGAGUGGGGAUAUGGUCCCUGUGCACAUUGCUGCACCUUCAGGCACGAGCGACCUUAGCGAUGCUAUCACAGAGCUUGAGGAUGCUUUCUCUAGACAGGUCAAAUCAUUGGCAGAAUCUAUUGAUGAUGCCCUGAAUUGUCGGAGUUUGCAUGAAGAGGAGGACCGGCCAGAGCAGGUUCAGGACAUGCAAGGGAAGUUGCCCUACCAGGUGAAACCUGUCCAUGGCACUGACCGACGCAAGCUUGAUGAGAUGAUGGCUUCCUACAGUGAUGUGACUCUCUUCAUCGACGAGGAGGACCUUUCUCCCCCCAUCCAGCUUACCCACCACUCGGCAGACCCUGCAUCGAGCACAGAGUCCGACCAGCGUGCCCAAUCAGUGAACUCCUCGCAGGAAUACUGGCCCAUAGACAACAAGGAGGACAAAGUGGACACAGACACCAGCUGCCGGAGCACCCCAUCAUUGGAAUGUCAGGAGCCGAGACUUCGUAUGGACCAUCUGCCGCUUCUAACCAUCGAACCACCCAGUGACAGCUCGGCGGACAUGAGUGACCGCUCAGAGAUCGACUCAGUAAAGAGGCAGAACGUUUACGAGCGGACCGUGGCCGGACCACAGGCCAGUCCCAAACACAUAGCACACGGUCUACCUCCUAGAGUUCCCUCCCUCUCACGGGAUGAGGAGCCGAUUAGGCACAGGCACCGGCAGCUGGAGAGCCACCUGGCCAUCAACGGGAACCGACAGAGCAAGUCGGAAUCAGACUUUUCCGACGGGGAUAAUGACAGCAUCAACAGCACAUCAAACUCCACUGACACCAUCAAUUGCAGCUCAGAGUCAUCGUCACGGGACAGCGUGAGGGAGCAGACGCUCAGCAAGCAGACGUACCACAAAGAGACACGCAACAGCUGGGACUCACCUGCCUUCAGCAACGAUAUCAUCCGCAAACGCCACUACCGCAUAGGCCUCAACCUUUUCAACAAAAAGCCAGAGAAAGGAAUUCAGUACCUGACUGAGAGAGGGUUCGUUCCGGACACACCUGUGGGAGUGGCCCACUUUCUGCUUCAGAGGAAGGGGCUUAGUCGGCAGAUGAUUGGCGAGUUCCUGGGCAACCGACAGAAACAGUUCAACAGGGAUGUUCUCGACUGCGUGGUGGAUGAGAUGGACUUCUCAGGGAUGGAACUCGAUGAAGCUCUCAGGAAAUUCCAGGCACACAUCAGGGUCCAAGGAGAGGCCCAGAAGGUCGAGCGCUUAAUUGAGGCUUUCAGCCAACGCUACUGCAUUUGCAACCCAGGAGUGGUGCGGCAGUUCCGAAACCCAGACACCAUCUUCAUCCUGGCCUUUGCCAUCAUCCUCCUCAACACAGACAUGUACAGCCCCAAUGUUAAGCCAGAGCGCAAGAUGAAACUAGAAGACUUUGUCAAGAACCUUAGAGGGGUUGACGAUGGUGAGGACAUCCCUCGUGAAAUGCUGAUUGGUAUCUAUGAGCGUAUUCGUCAGAAGGAGCUAAAGACCAAUGAAGACCAUGUGUCUCAGGUUCAGAAGGUGGAGAAGCUCAUUGUAGGAAAGAAGCCGAUUGGUUCUCUUCAUCAUGGUUUGGGAUGUGUGCUGUCCCUGCCCCAUCGCAGGCUAGUGUGUUAUUGCCGUCUGUUUGAAGUACCAGAUCCCAACAAGCUGCAGAAACUUGGCUUGCAUCAGCGGGAGAUCUUCCUCUUUAAUGACCUCUUGGUGGUAACUAAAAUCUUCCAGAAGAAGAAAAACUCUGUGACGUACAGCUUCAGGCAGUCCUUCUCCCUGUACGGAAUGCAAGUGUUGCUGUUUGAGAACCAGUAUUAUCCAAAUGGAAUACGGCUCACCUCAGCCAUUCCAGGCGCUGAUGUAAAGGUCCUCAUUAGCUUCAACGCCCCAAACCCUCAGGACCGCAAGAAGUUCACCGAUGACUUGCGGGAGUCCAUCGCUGAGGUCCAGGAAAUGGAAAAGUACCGGAUAGAGUCUGAGCUGGAGAAGCAGAAAGGCGUAGUAAGACCCAGCAUGUCCCAGAGCAUGUCAGGCCUGAAAAAAGAGGCAGGCAAUGGAACCAUGAGCCGCGCCAGUCUGGAUGACACAUAUGCCAUGGGGGAGGGGCUAAAGAGGAGCGCGCUCAGCAGCUCCCUGCGUGACCUGUCUGAAGCAGGCAAGCGUGGGCGCCGCAGCAGUGCAGGAUCACUAGACAGCAAUAUGGAAGGCUCCAUCAUUAGCAGUCCUCGCCUGCGCCGGAGAGCGCCCUCCUCAGCUCGGGAUUGCCCUUCCCGCCCCAGCCCGAACCCCCCAUCCUCCUCCUCCUCCCUGCUGGGAUCGCUCUUUGGCAGCAAACGGGGAAAGCCUUCAGCGCAAGGCUACCCUCCUCAUCCUCAUCCUCUGCCUCCGCACCACCCCACUCUUAUCUCCCACAAGCCCCACCCCACCAACCUGCACCACACAGCUCAGGCCCAAAUGGAGGUCACCCAUGCUUACCAUGGACAGCGCUGUCCACUUCCGCAAAACCCUCCACCGUAUCACCACCAUCACCACUACCACCCGCCCCAGCCUGGGCCUGGGCCCCGCCUCUACCGACAGCACUCAGGCCAUGCCCCCAUCCCGCACACCCACACACACCAUCCUCAGUUCGCGCACCACCACCACCACCAUCACCGGCACCAUAGAGAGCAGCAGCAGCCGGCCAGCUCCAAACCCAAGCACUGUGGCAUCAGCACGGUGGUGUGACCCCGGCUACACUCUGAGCCAUAGAACUUCACAAACACACACCAGACUUACGGUCACUGUGGGCUGCCGGGUAGCACCAGGCUUGGUUGGCUUGAAAAGCAGGUUGGACUCAAAAUUUGGAGAGGCGUUCUGCUUGGAAAAUGCAGGUUAAACUCUAGCCCCGGAGAGGCUUUUCAGGAGCUUUUCUGAGGUUUAACGUAGCUAUGGUCAGGUUUCGGUAGGGGUGAAAAGGUUGAAGGAUUGUGAACUAAACUAUAUGUCCAAAACUAUCCAGAUACCCCCUCUACUUAGUAGAUAUUCAAAGGCUUUAAAGUACAUACAUUGCUGAUACAGGUGGAAUGCAAACAACCAUGACACCUCUACAGAAAAGCAUUACUAGAAUGUCUCUGUUGCUCUCUGGAGGCCCUGCAUUGGACUGUGGAGCAGUCGAUUUGUGUGUUUUUUGGGGUUAUGAAGCUCUAUUGAACACCUUUCAGACGAGUUGAAUAUGUUUGAGAUAAGCUGGCAUCAUGGAGCUCCAUUAAACGCCUUUGAGAUGAGUUAAGACUGAUGAAGCUCUGUUGGAAUAUGUUUGAGGUAAGCUGACAUUCAUGAAGCUCCUUUAAACACCUUUGAGAUGAGUUAGAGUAAUGAAGCUCCAUUAAAAUAUUUGUAAUCAGAUAGAGCAGUUUGUGAUCCUAAUCCAAUCUGCUAACAUCACACCAAAACAACACUCACUAAUGCUCUUAUAGCUGAAUGAAAUCAAAUUCCAGCAUCAAUAGAUGCUGAUAGAUCCAACAUCUAUUGGAUAGCAUUUUCAGAAGAGCAGAGGCUGGUGUUUAAGGACAAACCUUGUACUAAUGUCCUUGAUUUCGGGGGGGAAAAUGCUGGACAAGCAGGUGUCUAGAUACUUUUGGACAUAUAGUGUUUGAGCAGUGGUUCUCCUCCACUUUCCCCUACCCAGAGGGUCAAAGGCGAUGAGAAAUGGACUUGUUCAGACAAGGCUCCGUGUUUUCCUCACAAUAGUUCAUUGUAAACAGUCUCUAAAGACUUGUUGUUGUUGUUGUUGUCGUCAUUUCAACACUCUGCCUACAUGUAUCUCCAAGAUGCUAUUUUUAUUUCAAAAGAAGUGUGCGUGUUGCUCAUUGUAGGACGCUUCAUAUUUUUUAUGAGCCUGAACAUGCUCUCCUCCUCCUGGAUGGCUAGCAGACCCCGCUGAACGACCGAGCUGCCAGUCACGAGAGCAUAGUCAUCCUAAUACUGUAUUUAUUGUGGAUAACAGCUUUAUUUGUUGUCCUAGCAAUCAUAUAUAAAUGUGCCAAUAACCAUUGCAUAUCUACUCAGUCAAAUGCUCUGCUCUGUGUAUACUGUAUCGUGUGUAAUAGUAUUUAGUAGUGUAAUUGCAUCCAUUGUAAGAUGUUCUAUAAUACUGUAAAAAAUAGACAUAUUCAGAGUUUUUUUUUAAUAUUAUGGUCAAAAAUAAGUCAAAUGAAAUGGUCACAAGUGCAGUCAAUGUCAGUGGUACCAUAUAUGUUACUGCGCAAAAGUCAGAAACCACCAUUUGUUUAUUUGAUUAUAAUUUUGCCUUUAUUACAGCUUGCUUUCAGUUUUUCAAAGAAAUCUGUGAGUAUAUGUUUCCACACCUCCAAAGUUCAGUCUUAGAAGUUGGUUGCAUUUUCUGCUUCUCACAAACCAAAAUAUUCCCAAACUCAUUCAAAGAUGGAAGCUUCAAGCGCUGUGUAUCUGAUAGGAACAGUUUUGGAGGUCUAGCAGAUUUUGCCGGUGAUUGUUAGGAAUGACAUUUUUUUAAGUUUUUAAUCAUUUUCCUAUUUGAUCAUUCACUUCAGUUUUGGAAGCUCCUGUUCUUUUUCACUUACUUUUCCUCUGACUUUCUCCUGCCUUGGCAAUUAUCUUGCAUCCAAUCUCCUCAGAAGUAUCUCCUGAAACAUGAAUAACUUGUACUUAGCAGGUGUUUUGACAAGAAAUUAAAUAAAUAAAGUGUGGUCUCUGACUUUUGCACAGUACUAUUUUGGAACUUUUGACGCCUUUGCAAUAUUCUCUGAAGCAAUUUUGGAAAACAGAAAGCACGCCCUAAGCAGAGGCCUAGCAUAGAUUGUCAAAGCUGGACUGUAUAUUAUUAAGGCUGCUUCAACUAAGCAGUGGGGUUGUAGAUACAGAGUUACUGACCCUCAUGUUUACAUAUGUAAAUGGCUCAGUAAUUGAAAGUAAUUGAAAUUGAAAGCUAACAGACUAUGAAUGGUGUAAAGUACAGCAAACCAUGAGCUAAAGGGGCAAACACAGCACUUUUUAUAGAGCUCAAUGUGUGGCAACAAUUCACUGAGCACUUGGACGAUCCUUUUACAUUACAUCUUAUACAAAUAUAUAUAAUUGUUUUCCGAGAAUGGGGAAACUACUAGUGUUUUACUAAAAAGAAGUAAGCUUUCUUUUACAUUUUUCAAAGAAAAUGAUGAAAUCUAAGUUUGUUUUGGUUUUUGGUUUUUUGUUUUUUGGUUUUUUAGGAUAAGGUAAAGUAAAAGUAGGGUAGAUAGUCAAUGUUUGUCCUGCACAUAUCCUACAGAGUUAUGCACAAACCAUAUGAGGGCCAGUGACUGAAGUAUUUUUCUUUUCUUUGUAUGUGCAAUAUAUUUGUAAUGAUUUUGUGAAGAAUCCCGUCCUGUUAUGCUGUGUGAUGACGUUUUUUUUUAUAAUUACAAACACAUUACAUUAUCGUAGUGGCUCUCAUAAUUGACCAUUUGCAAAAAAAAGUCCCUCGUCCUUUAGUUACUGUUGCUGUGUCCAUCAAAUUUUCACCUCAGGCCACCUGGUAGCAACCUUAGCACUUGUGCUAACAGGCUAAAACUUUUGCAGCACAAAGGAAAAAGUCGAAGCACAUAAAGGAGUAUAUAUAUAUAUAUAUAUAUAUGAUGCGUCAUUAUUCAAAAAUAAAAUUGCUUUACAAGAUGUUUAGUGCAGCCAUACAUAUUUGAGCAGUUAAAGUGGCAGGUUUUAUGCCUGGUGAGAAGGUUUGGGCCAUGGGAGCUGUUCCUUCAGAUGAGCUAAUGCUGAAGCUAAUGCUGGAGCUAGCUGGUGCUGAGAAAUCCUUUUAGCAAAAUUUUAUGAAACAAUGGAAAUGAUUGUUCACAUACUUGUGCAUUAAUAUUACAAAGAUAUGUUCAAUCACAAAUGUGAGCACAACACAGUUGUGUUUAUUCUAGCAAGCUAACUGUAAACAGCUAAGAUAUGAAAUGCUAACAUUCAGUGGUUCUCAGAUUGGUUCACAAUUUUGUUCCAAUGCAACUAAAAAUGCAGAGACAGAGUAAAAAUUUGUACUUUCUGAGGCCGGUUUGAGAAGCACUGUACUAGAUAACUGAUCUUAACAUUCUUCUGUAACUUUAGAAAUCACAUUAAAGUCAGUUAGCAGGUACAGUAACCCAGGUAAAGUUUAGCUAACCUGAGAGCUGCCUUGUUACUAGUUCUGACAUUGAGCUAUGAGUUUGGUCUUCCACAUACAGUCAUAGAAGUUGGAACAUCACUGAUCAAAUGACAUAUUUUGUUGAUUAAAAUAAGUUCAGAUCCUCUAGAGAGAUCAACUUUAGUGCAGAAUUUCAAUUUAUUUGCUAAUAAAAUAGAAAAUUAAAAUGUAAUAUAUAAAAUGUGCCAUAUGUUUUGCACAGGACACAUUUCAUGUUUAUUUCCCCCCCCAAAUAUGUUCAUUUAGCAAAUAAACAGUAAUUGUAUAUUAAAAUGUGCAGGCGUAUGUUCGCUACAUAGGAUGUGUUUAACUGGUUUUCACGUAGAAAAUCAACAAAAUAUGUAUUUUGACCAGGGGCGACCAACUUUUGCGUAUGAUUAAUCCGAAACUUUUCCAGCAUUAGUCUGUGUCUGAAUCUCAAGCUCCCUAAAUAACAUUUUUGCAUGUCUCUUAUUCUGAUCAUUCUGAGUAAUUUACUACCACCAAUGUUCUCACUGCACGUUUGCUCUGAGAACUUUUGUCUGAGUUUUAUUUCAUGUAAUGAAGAAAGUAGCACUCAGAGCUGUGAUUGGAUAAUUCAUUAUUUUGCAAACGGUCAAUACAGUGAACCACUCACUUGGGAUUUUUUGGAAAUAGGCUGUUGUGUCCUCUUCUGUAUGAUACCAUUUAAAAAAUUUUUUUUUGGCCAAAAUAAAUCAGUGUUACUUUGGCGAUGAAGUGCAUUCGUUUAGACUGCAUUCACACAUUCUAGAUAAUAGCAGCAUCUGUUAUUCCUUCAAGAGAUUCAGGUGAAAUGUUCAGACAAAUUAUGCAAAUAUCUUUCCUUCCAGAAAUGAAUGAUGAAAAGCGAUGGCGAAUGUAUUUAAGGAAGAUGAAAUGUAUGUUUAGUGUUUUUUUGUUUUUCUUUUUUAUUUUUGCUUUAUUGCACCAUAAGGAUGGUUUGCAGAGUUGGCUCUUUGCUGAUUGGUCACUGUAUCUGAAUGGCAAUUUAACAUAGUUCUCUGCAGGUAUGUUUAAUCAUGGCUUGGGUUUUAUCGUCUCACUUAAUUUAAAGGAAUAUACAUGCAUUUUCAAACCCAACCCUCGUCUCCUACACUCUUAAAAAAGAUGGUUCUUAAAGAGUUCUUUAGUAAAGAAAAUGGUUCUAUAUAGAACCAUGAACACGUAUGUAACCUGCAUGAUUAAAGGGUUCUUUGCAUAUGAAACGUUCUUCAGAUUGAUGGAGAAUAUGCUGUAGAUGGUUCAUUGUAGAACCUUUUUAAAAUGGGUUCUACAAAGCACCAAAAAGGGUUCCUCCAUUGUAACAAGCUUAAUGUCGCAACAAUAGAAGACACUUGGUAUAUUUACCAAAUUUUCCCAUAGGUUCCCAACAACACAAAACUUGAAGCAUAUCGCCAAUGACUUUGAUUGUAAAUGCGUUUCAGGUGAGUGGGUUUUCUGUUCUAUGUAUAGGUAAAGAUAUUGAAAUUGCCCUCUAUGGUAAGCAACCAUGUCUUACAGAUGUAGCAGAUAGAAAUUAGGUUGAAAUACUCUGGAAUAUACACUCUUAAAAAGAUGGCUCUUCAAGGUUUUUUAGUAAAGGCAUUGGUUCUAUUUAGAAUCAUGAGUUCUAUAUAGAAACAUUUCAUGCUCAAAUGUUUUUUUGCAUGGUGAUAAGGUUCUCUAGAUUGAUGGAGAAUGUGUUGUAUAUGGUUCUACAUAGAAUCUUCUUAAAAAAAUAGUUCUACAGCAUCGAAAAGUGUCAUUCUAUUGUUAUGCUGUCAAGUUUGUAGCAAUAAAAGAACACUAUUUAGCACUAGGGCUGUACGGUAGCACAAGUGCAAGAAGCACUCAGGGCAAGAAGGGUUUGAUUCCCUGGCCGGGCGACCAGGGCCCUUUCUGUGUGGAGUUUGCACGUUCUCCCUGUGUUGUGUAGGUUUCCUCCGGGUGCUCCAGGUUCCUGGCAUGGUCCAAAGAUGCUAAACUGGCCCUAAAUGUGUGUGUGAGAAUAUAUAUGUCUGUUUGUCUAGCAUGUGAUGAACUGGCUGCCUGUCCAGGAUGUUUCCUGCUUUCCAACGAGUGACUAUGAUAUGCUCACAUAAUGAUAAGAGGCUCAAAUAAUAUGUGCAUGUAUUUGGUGCUAUAUAGAACCAUAAACAAUGCAUUCUCCAUCAAUCUAAGAAAACUAUUUCACCCUCCAAAGAACCAUUUAAUCAUAGUUCUAUAUACAACCAUUGUCUUUACUGAAGAACUUUUGAAGAACCAUCGUUUUUUAGAACAUCCAUGAAUCAGCUUAUGUUUGUUGUGCAGUGUCCUUCCUAUUGUUUUAGGCAACAUAUAUGUGAUGUGUGGUCUUUUAGACAUCUUGUCUUUGUAACCAUUUUUUAAAAUUCUGUUACGAAACAUUUAUGAAAGCAAUGUUCAGAAGAGCAUCGGCCCUUAUCACUGACUGUUCUUCAGUCACAGAGUCCGAGAACGUAUCCCAACAAAGCACUGCAUGGACCCAAUGCAUCUUGUUCACUGUGAGCUGAUGGACAUUCAGCCUGGGGGAAAAAGGUUUCUUUUUGUUUCUUUUUUUUUUUGUACCCUCAACAUAGAAUUGCUGUUCCGUACCACAUUGUGUUUUACUGAAGUGCAGCAUGCAGAUCAUUUUACAUAUCCACUGUAGAACAACGAAAGAGAGAAAAUGCAGGAAAGAAUGAGUCCCACUAUUGCACAAGUCCAUCAGUUGAGGACGUUUAGCUGUGUAAAUAUGAGCUGAAGACAUCAGAAUUGUCUGAACAGCAGGUGUAACCAGAUAUGUAACAGUUGCAAAUCUGUCAGUGGACCAAGUGGGAGAAAUAGACCUGUACAUAGUGUUCAUAGUACAGUUCCUCGUAACGUAAUGUCCUCAUUUAAUGGAGGGUGUGUUCCCGUCUCGUCCAAAGUGGACGAAAGCUAUACGGUUUUGGUUCAUCUCCGCUUUGAUCCGUACUGAGCUGUGAUGCUGUGCAUUUUAGAAACAGACUGUUGGAAAUGUAAAAAAAAAAAAAGGAAAAAAAAGUUCACUGCCUCUCACAUCGACCCACCAGACCGCUGCUGUCCUCAGAGCAUGUUUCAGGAAAGGGAAAGAUUUUGGAAAAAAAAUAAAGGAAUGAAUGCUUUCAUUUUGAUAUGCAGUCUGUUUGUAAGUGCUUAAGAUCUGAUCAAUGUAAAACUUCAACUGUGACAAUGUUGAGAAAUAAAACAUGAUAGAAAGAA
Pygocentrus nattereri (red-bellied piranha) is the source of this 10559-nucleotide messenger RNA. RefSeq names its product IQ motif and SEC7 domain-containing protein 1-like. Lineage: Eukaryota; Metazoa; Chordata; Actinopteri; Characiformes; Serrasalmidae. The record is from RefSeq and is a predicted model, not a curated record. Gene Ontology annotation, biological process: regulation of ARF protein signal transduction; actin cytoskeleton organization. Gene Ontology annotation, molecular function: protein binding; guanyl-nucleotide exchange factor activity. The transcript has 14 exons. The coding region runs from base 527 to 3889 and encodes 1120 amino acids.